Messenger RNA from Setaria italica (foxtail millet), 886 nucleotides. RefSeq lists its product as uncharacterized. Bases 143 to 601 code for a protein of 152 amino acids. Gene Ontology annotation, molecular function: electron transfer activity. NCBI's taxonomy places the organism in Eukaryota, Viridiplantae, Streptophyta, Magnoliopsida, Poales, Poaceae. The record is from RefSeq and is a predicted model, not a curated record. The transcript is spliced from 2 exons.
CGUCGCGCCAUGCCAUGCCAGCCACAAACCCAAGGCGUCCAAUCAGCUCACAAUUGUUGCAGCUAACUGAGUGCGCGCUUGGACUCGGAGUACGUGUGGUGUGACAGGCUAGAGCUUUGAUCUCUUGGUUGAGGUAAGAUCGAUGGCGGAGGCGAGGAGCGGCGCCGCGCUCGUGGCCGCGGCGGCCGUCGUCGCGCUGCUGGUGCUGGCGCUGGCGCCCGAGGGGUCCCGGGCGGAGCGGUUCAUCGUCGGGGACGCGGCGCGGUGGACGUGGGGGUACAACUACACCGACUGGGUCAUCAAGAAGGGCCCCUUCUUCCAGAACGACACCCUGGUGUUCAUGUACGACCCGCCGAACGCGACGGUGCACGCGCACAGCGUGUACAUGAUGCGCAACGCCGCCGACUACCAGUCGUGCAACCUCAAGGCGGCCAAGCUGGUGGCCGGCGUCACGCAGGGCGCCGGCUCGGGCUUCGAGUUCGUGCUCACGAAGCGCAAGAAGCACUACUUCGUCUGCGGGGAGCGCGGCGGGAUCCACUGCACCAUGGGGCAGAUGAAGUUCAUCGUCAAGCCCAAGAGCUCCGCCUGCCGCGACGACUGACCUGCACAACUGGUGACCGGCCGUCGUCGUCGCAGGCUUCUUCUGCAUGCCGCCUUCUGAUUCCUCUCCUGUUCAAUCGUUGUUCGUGCUUGUAUUAAGUUAUUAAUUGCUGUACUUACACGGUGUCGUGUGGUGUACCUGUAGUGUUUGGUAUUUAUGCAUGAAUGGUUGGCUGAAUAAAGGAGUGUCUUAGUGAGUUGUAAGUUGUCGUUAAUUUGUUUCAGGGGAGAAUGUAAUGAGAAUUGAGGAACUACACGUAGUUGUUGCUUUAAGCUGCCUGCUUUA